ACAGUCGCAUCCUAGCAUCGAGCCCUCCCCUCCUGUUUCUCUCCGCCUGGAAAGAUGGCUGCUCCGGUGGUGGCGAGAAGCUCCGGCCCGGCGCUCUGCCCGAGCUUCGCGGAGGUCUGUUCUUUUCUAGAGCGAUUCGGAGCGGUUCUGGACCUGCCCGAAAUGACUUUCCCGCAGAUGGAGCGUUAUCUGCGGGACAAGACGACAGUUCCUAAACCGCUCGUGGAGCUCCAUGUGAAGCUGCUCAGAAAACUGGGGAGGUCUGUGACUACUGACCGCUGGGAAAAAUACCUGGCUAAGGUUUGCCAGGAGCUGAACAGCACCUGGGCAUGGGAGCUGGAACAGGAGGGCUACCAGGGGAUGUCCAUGGAGUGCAAGUCAUGCAUCCUCAAAUAUCUCUGCGAGUGUCAGUUUGACGACAACCUGAAGUUCAAGACGGCGAUCAACGAGGAGGACCCGGAGAAGAUGCGCCUGCAGCCCAUCGGCCGGGACCAGCAGGGCCUGAUGUAUUGGCUCCAGCUGGACCACGAGCAGAACAUCCGGCUGUACACUGAAGAGCAGGACGAUCUGGACGGAUCCACUUGGAAGUGCAUCGUCAGGACUCGUAAUGACCUGGCCGAGGCUCUUGAGCUGCUGAAGUCUCAGGUUGAAGGGAAACAGAAUCCGGAUCAGGAUCAGAACCAGAACCUCUGUGGUUCAAGAAGCAGCAGCCCUACACGGAAAGAUGACGGGGAUGAAGCCAUUGGAAGCACCAAACCCUGCAGGACCGCCGAGGAACGCAGCGACAGAGAGACACUGCAUCCUGUUAAGGAGGAGGAGCCACUGACACAAGCAGUGAAGCUGGAGGAGACGCUGCCCACCAAGCAGGCAAACACCGAGUUUGAGGUUAAAGAAGAGAAGGUCGACAGCAAAACGCCGCCUGUCUUCGACAACCGCGUGAGCACCAUCACCACCGUCAUCAAGCUGGAAUCCAGGGACCCCGACGCCCCCAAAAACGCUGUGUCGGUCGUCAUGGCGCCAGGCGUGACCGCCACCAAGCCGGGGGCAAUCAAAGGAGGGGAGGCGGAGCGGGCGGUCGUCAGGAGCAGCCAGCAGGCCAAGAUACCACUGAAGAAGAGGGAGCUUAAGAUCGCGGAGAGCUACCAUGGCAACCACCUGAACAACAGUAACAACAGCAACAGCAGCAGUAUUAUUGUUUGCAACCCAUCAGUGAUCCAGACCAAGGACGGCGGCAAAGAGGGCAAGUUGCCAGGCUCGUUGGCGCCCCCUGGUGGUCUGACCACCUCACAGCCGCCUCAGCAGCAGCCGUUGGUCACCGCGUCGAGGCAGGAACUGAGCAACGGGGGAGCGCUUCUCCCCUUGCCGCACAAAGAGGGACAAAAUGGCGUCAUAGGGGUCAUAGGUCAAGUUGGCGUCGUUAGUCAUGUGGGGGUCAUCCGCAGCCCAUCUGAGCGCCACAGAGCCCCCGGGGCUGAGCAGCGAGAACCAAACGGGCCCGGUUUGGACCAGCGGGAGCCCACUGCCGAGCAGGAAGAGAGGGAGGUCAGCCGGCAGUCGGUGCUUGUGAGGAAGGGACCUGUGGAGGGGGGGGCGGCCGGAGCAGAUGCAGCCACCGGAGCUCCCCCUGCUGACGCGGCAGACCCUCAACUGGCCGAAAAACUACCGUCUCCGCCAUCCUUAAUAUCUGAUCCGCUCCCUGAAGCUGCAGGGAGAAAAGAGGUUUCCAUUAGCCUGUCCCCUCUGUCUCUGUGCCUAAAGGACCCCGAAAGACAGACGACAGGACACCUGGGGGAGGAAACGACGGAAGAGCAGUCAAACAGGGGGACUAACACUCACAGUGGAGAACAGAAUGAGGACGACGAGGCCAAGAGGACAAGUGAGGUUUCUGGACGCCCUUUGGCAGGGGAAGGAGCUACAGAUGACCAUAAAAAGAAUGACAGCACUUUAGGAAAGUCAGAGGCGGACUCUGGCAGCACUUCUCUGCUUCUGGAUGCCGACCAGCUGGACACAAAGGACCACCAUGGAGACGGGGUUAACGGGGGGCUGGCUGCCCCGGUGAAGGAGGCUGAGCUUGGAUCAGUGGAGAGGCAGGGUCCCCUGGAGGAAGCCUCCUCUGAGCUCCAGAAAGAAGGAAUCCGCUUAAAGAUCAAGAUCCCACCCCACCGGAGAAACAAGUUAAAGGGGAAGGGGGGGAAGGAGGAGCAGAAGGACAGGGAGCAGGAGGUGAAAGACGACGGGAGGCUGCUGAGGAGAUCUGCGAGGAUUUGCCGAUCAUCUGCUUUGCCAACCUGCAGGCCGAGCUCCAAGGCGGCUGACAGCGGGAGAAAGAAACCGCAAAAAAAACAGUCGCUGCUCGGUAGAGCGAGGGGGGAGGAGGAAGAGGAGGGAGAAGAAGAUGAUGAUGAAGAAGAAGAAGAUGAUGAUGACGAGGAACAGAGUUCAGCUGUGAAGAAUGAUGGAAAAAUGGAAGCUGUCAGCCAAAUAAGGAAACAGAAGGGUAAACGGCGGCAUCGGCGCCCCCGAUGGUCCAACAUCCGCACAAAGAGACGCAAACUGACCGAGGGGGAGGAGGCGGAAGGCAGGGGGAGGAAAGGGGGUGAUGGGCAGAGCGAUGGAGGGAGCGACUCAGAGGAAUCGUGCAAAUCAGGCGAGAUUCCCAGCGAGGACGCCUGCAGUCACUGUGGCCUGCCCAACCACCCUGAACUGAUCCUGCUGUGUGACUCUUGUGACAGCGGAUACCACACUGCCUGUCUGCGGCCGCCCGUCAUGUUGAUUCCAGAUGGAGAGUGGUUCUGUCCCCCCUGCCAGCAUAAGCUGCUGUGUGAGAAACUGGAGGAGCAGCUGCUGAACCUGGACAGUGCUCUGAAGAAAAGAGAGCGAGCAGAGAGGAGGAGGGAGCGGCUGGUGUACGUGGGAAUCAGUGUGGAGAACAUCAUCCCUGAGGGAGAUCAGCCAGAAGAGGAGAAGUCGACCAAGAAGAAAGAUCCCAAAAAGAGCAAAAAUCUAGGGAGGAGAUCAACCAGAACCAGGAAGAACAUUAGCUACAGGUUUGAUGACUUUGACGAUGCCAUCGAUGAGGCGAUAGAGGAGGACAUCAGAGACAUCUGUGGAGGAGCAGGACGAGGCCGAGACAUCGCCGCCAUCCUGUCGGAGGAUGGGCCGAAAGGGAGCCAGCGGCCAAUCAGAAGCCAGGCGCACUCUGCCAGGAACAGGAAGAGACGGCGACUGAACGACCUGGAGAGUGACAGCACGGCGGCAGAGAGCGAAGACGAGUUCAUGCUCAGCAACAGCUCAGAGGAUGAAGAUUUUGCCGCGUCGGGUCCUGAUGAUGACGAGGUGGAAGACGAAGAGGCGGGCAGCGUAGAAAGCGGGUCCCACCCCAUGCGGGUGAGAGGGUUGCCCAAGCAGCGACCCAGCAUCAAGCAACGCAGGGGCAGGAAGCGGCCGAGGCGGCGGCGGAGACGCUCCUCUGAGGAAGAGGAAGAGGAGGAGGAGGAGAGCGACGAAGAAAUGGGCUCCGAUCAGUACAGCGACAUGACGGACAGCGAUGCCGACAAGAAGAGGCGGGGCCUGAGGCGCGGCCAGCGGCAGCAGGUCAACUACCGCGAGACUUCCGAAUCGUCGGACAACUCCCAUGCCUCCACCAAGAAGGUCAAGGUCAAAGGCCGCGGCAGACCUCGCAAGGACCACCUCUCCAGCGACUACAGCGAUGCGUCGCCCUCUACCCGAGAGACGGAGGAAGAUGACGAUUAUGAAGAUGAGGAGGAAGAUGGCCAGAGGAGAAGAGGCAACAAGAGGAGAAGAGAGGAGGAAGACCUCCGGCGAGUGAGACAAAAGCGAAGGAGACACGGGGGGGAGGAAGAGGAGGAGCGUGAGCAAGGGAGGCGGCUCAAAAAGACACGCCCGGAGGAGACUGACAAAGACAGGGCGAGGAGGUUAAGGAGGGCGCAGAGGGAGGAGGAGGACCCGGAGAAGAUGGGCAGGGGGAAGAGGAGAGAGAUCCUCUCGCUGCAGCGCCGUAAGCGCCUCGCCCAGAUGCUGAAGAAGAGGCGGCCUUCGACGGACGAAGAGUCUGAGUCGUCGGAAGAUUCAGAGACCACAUCGUCGUCAGAAGAGGAUCGCCCGGUCCGCAAAAGACUGAACCGCAUCGACUCCGAUGAUGAUGAUGACGACGAAGACGACAAGGAGGAAGAGGAGGAGGAGGAGGAGGGUGCGGGGAGGCCGGAGAAGGCAGCGGUGAAGUGUUCAGCGGUGGAGAGGAGGUCCGACAGUGACACCCAGGAAAAGGGGAGGGGCCGCAGCCUGUCUCCGUCAAACAGACAUCGGACCUCCAGGGGCCCGGCAAAGCCCGGGGACGGGAGUCCCGCCGAGCGCAGCGACGGUGCGGGAUCGGACGGGGACGGCAGGCACAAUGGCCCCUCAAAUCCAGAGGAGAAGGACGAGGUGGAAGAUGAGGGCCACACAGACUCGUUAAACUCUGCCCAGAACAGUCCGCGGUCGUGAUGGCUGUGUUAGUGGGAAUAACGCUUGCUUCUUGUCUUUUUCAUUUCUCUUUUGUAACUUUUGGGCCUUUUCACCAAACUACCAUUUUGAAAAACUGGAUCCCCCUCUUUCUCCGGCUUGCUCUUCCUCCUCGUUGAUGUUUUGUGUUGAGAGUGCUCUCCGCCGUCACACACUGCGACCUCACAGCCACAAAACUCACAAGCUCAAUUCCACACUGAUCGCCACUUGUGGCCGAACAGAACCAGCCGGCCUGGACCAACAAAAAAAAAAAAUCCAAAAGAAGGCCCCCCGGCAUCAGGACAUCAUAGUUUCAGUGGACGCCGACUCACAAAGCUACACAGACUUCUCAUCUCUGCCGGCUCCAAGUGUUUUCUGGGCUGAAUUGGUCACAGCAAUCUGGAGUACUCUAAAAAGCACUUUGUUAUUCUGAUAGCACUUAACAACCCAAAGCCGAGGAGGGUGUGAGUGUCAGACCGAACACCUACGAUCAUCUGACCUGAUGGUGGGAGACGCCAAAAACCAUCGCUACGACAACAACAACAACAACCACAACAAGCAAAAGCUUUCCCUCGUAGAAUCUUGACAUACAGAUACAUUUGAUUUAGUCCUGGCACCCCAUACCGUGGUAAGGCAGUGGGUUUUUGGUGACAAUGUUGUGUUGCUCUACUGGAAGACGUACCCAGUAUAGGGUCCGAUCACACAAAGACGUGUCACUAAUGUGUCUGCACGUCCCGCGAGGGGAAACUCCGGAGCCGUACCCGUAGACUGUAGUUAAGAAGUGCACCCAGUUGGUCGGGGGCGCUGGUUUUAUUUUCGCCAUUUUGGAUUGUGGCCGUUUUUUUGCAUGUUGUUGUUUUUGCAACACAUGAACAUAACGGACCGUAUUUGGAAAACAGAGUAACGUAGAGACGCAGUAUACUGGUCACUGGUAGCUGCAGCGAUUCAUCAGUGACCUAAAGCGGCCCCUGCUGGAUGGUGUAUUUUGUUCUACAUGUACACGGUUUACUAAAUGAGCAUCAUUCUGUAUUGACGAGUUAAAACUAGAUAGGUUCAUGUCUGCAAUGUUCAAUGAGGCAGUAGAAGAGAGAAGCAGUCAUUUUCUCAGACUUCAAUGCAACCAAAGGAGUCGCCCCCUGUUGGUCAGUAGAGAGGAUGCAGGUUUGAAGACCGCCAGGCCCUAAAAUGAGAGAACCAUGUUUUUGUGCGCCGUGCUUUUCUGGCGACACAUCUCUGUGUGAUUGGGCCCUUGUGGGCCGGGGGACAAUGUCAAAUUCCUCUCUGUCCCCAUGUUUCCUACCUAGAGAAAAGACCUCAAUUGGUUUAGUUAACAGUAAGUCUGGAGUUUGAAAUGCUCCUUUAUUUCUAGGGCAAUGAGCAUCACAAACUAAUUCUGAUGCUAAUUCUAAGUACUCCUGGACAAGAUCAUGACCCCAAUAAACUGAUGGUGUAAAGUGGCUUCUCCCAAACAACUGACAAAAAGCUUAAUAACUACCAUAUACUCAAAAGGACGGACACUGUUUGAACAAAAAUAUUUAAAGUAUUAUAGGAUUUUUAGGAUUGUUUGUCUCCCAAGGGGGCCUAUAUUAGUGAAUCCAUUAAAGUAAUCCACAGGUAAUCAAUAUUGGUGACAAAUAUUGGUUGUAGCCAUUUUUUAAAUCUACUGUUUACUUCCCGUUGGCUGCUCCAGAUUCAGCCCGUGUGGAAUGUUUGGUCUUGUAGAUUUCAGAGGAUCCAGACUUUCAAAUGAAUCAACGAUGACAUCAUCAAAACGUUCAUUUAACAUUAAAGAAAUAGGUUGUGUAAGUUUUUCCCCAUAAUACAGUGUAUUACUUCAGUAGAUGGAGUUAAGAGAAGCUGCACAAGAGCAAAGAAAGCUGUGAACGGAGCCAAAUGUAUUUUGGACUCCAAAGAAAACAUUCUAAGUUGGCACUAAGAACAUAUUCCCAGUGGUAUGAUGCUCCUUUAGCUGUUAUCGAUUAUCUCUUCAAAUUCACACGUUGACAAAACCAUUAACUUCACCUCACAGGAAACUGGAGUCGCGGGUCUACCUGUGCCUCCACUGCUUGGCCAGUCUGUGUGACCUUUAAACACACCAAAGUCACUUCACAACACCAUCUAACGCACCGAUGGAAAGCCUCUGUGUGGUCACGGUUCAAUCCGUCCGCAGCAGUUCACGCCUACUCUUUCUCCAGACUCCACCUACAUCCAAGCCCACAACCCUUCAAAGAGCUCGGCCCACAUUUUGGGUCCAGGUGUUCGGUUCCAGAUGUUUCCCCUCAUUCGGCCCACCUGUCUGCACCACCAUGUUCGCUGUAGAUACUUUGCCUGUGCGCCGUUUCCCUGUAAGAUACUAGAUGUUCUGUUCUCUCUGUCUUCUUGUAAAAUAUAGUGUUCUAUUUUCUAUAUGAAGGAGGGUAGGAGAGAUGCUGCUGUGAGUGAGGUUUCUUUUCCACUGCUCGUUUUGUUUUCACAUUCCUGCGGCCGUUGAUGCUUUUCAUUUUUCUUUGUGUGGAGUUCGUUCCCCAGGGGGAAUGACCCAGGACUGCUCACGGGUAGAGCUUCUUUCACCCUGCAAGCAAAGGAGUUGGUUCGUCACAUUUACAGGUCGCAGGUCCCAUCACCGGGUCACUUAUACAUCAGAUAUCUCAUGAUUCCUCCUUUUAGACGCAGAGAGGCAGACUCCAAAGUUGCUGAUAGAGCCUGGCAGAUCUUUUAUUUCUUUGUCAGUAAAUAAUAAAAAAAAAGUUCCUUUCUAGUUUAAGUGUGAAAUCGAUGAUGUCCAUACUGUUGAUUCUGGAUUCGUCAAACUUCAUAGAUUCAUAGUGCUCUAAAGCGAGCAAUAAACCACAUUCAACCAGCGACUCGCUUGUCCUUACAGCAACAUAAUGGGAUCCGUCAAUGGAUCCUUCAAUCAUCUUUCUACAUUACAUCUGAACUGUUGUUUCCUCUUCAUUUGUUUAAAUCCUCACACAUUCAACUUGAUUGUGGGUAGUUUAGCAUUUUGAAAUCAAAGUUAUCAAAAUGAUGUGAAAUUCUCAAUAUCCCUGCUAGCAAUAAAUUGAAUACGUAUCGAUGGGGAUGAAAUCAUUAUCACGAAAAGAACUAAACUGAAGCAGAAAAGACUAAAUGAAAAGUGAUAAUAUUAAUGUUAUUCAACUACUCGAUUCUAAAUGAAACCUAAUAUUCAUCAGGAGAGGCCUUUUUAUUUCCUCAGAAAUGUUUUUUUUCAAGGCUGUAAGUAGGAGAAAAAGUUAAUCUGAAUUCUAAAGUGACAGAUCAGUUUGAUCAUUCUAAAUCAGACUGCAGCUCUGGGGGACAGUCCACGUCUGACGAAACCACUAAGGAUUCAAACCUUUGAAAAGAUUUUUCUUUUUUCGUCAUCUUACGAUGGGAGAAAACUUCUGACACACAAACUCAAUGUGAAAAACUUUUAUACAGUAAAGAAAAUUUUAGUGUGACUCCCUUUCUAGAAAGAGGUUUAUGGUUCACAUGUCAGAUGGACAUCUGACUAAUGUGUGAAAUAUAUUUUGUAACAUAACAUCUUGUCGGUGAAAUAUACAACAAUUUUCAAAGGUCGACAUUAAACUUGUGAUGCACAAAAAGAGAAACAGUCUGAGUUUGGAAUACAUUUUUGUACUUCUUGUUCCAUGGAGUCUGCAGUCUAUUACCGUUGCCUUUGUGUACCGAUCAUAUCAUAGCGAGUGCUGAUGUGCAAUCUGUAAAAAGGCUGACAGCUCAUAGAGGUGUUUGCCGGUGAUCUGGUUUAUUAGAUUAUGCUCUGAAACUUACUCGACAAAAUGUAUCCUUUGUGAUAACCUUAAUGAAGACACCAUAAUGGUUAAGAGAAAAAAAACGUAUCAAGUCUUGACCUCACAUUGUAUUAUUGGUUUACAUUUAGCCAUGAGGACGUCAUGAAGAAAAAACUAUUCAGAGAUUUAUCGGUUGAUUUUUUUUGCAUAAAUAUCAGAUUUAGAAACAGAACAACUUCUCAGUUUGCCAAAGCGUCAAAUAAGAUGUAAUUGUAGCUGGGAUAGCUGGUCCUCUGUGUCCCCCCUCUCUUAGGCUCUAAUAAAUGUGGGCUAUGUUCUUUUGGGUGCUUUCCUAAAGUUGAGCACCUGUUGGUCAUCUGAUUCACCAAUUACAUGAAAGGAUUUUUAGAUAGUUUAUAAUCUCAUUUAAAGCUUGUGUCUAGAUUUUGAACAGCCUUUUUUUAAGGAGGAUACUGCAGUAUCUUGAUCAUCACACGGGUUUAAUAUCAUGUAAAAAAACGGACUCCCCUCUGGAGGCAGAACCAAGAAUCUGUCGCCACACGUUUUUUCUCAUUGGGAUCUGACUGCAUUUGGAUAUCAAGGAUAGCCCCCACCCCAAAAAAUAAAUCAUUCCACUGACCCCGGCGGGGCAUCUGUGUUUGGCACUUGUGGCAGAAUCUGUUGGUUUUAAAAUGUUAAUCCGCAUUCAAACUACUGGAGGUGAAUGUGGCUCCUUCCAUUUCUCUGUUGUACCGUUACUGUAGUAUUGCUGUAACAUGAAUGUUUUCUAAGUUAUUAAAACCAACACCCUGGCAUCUCCUCAAAAACA
Pungitius pungitius (ninespine stickleback) is the source of this 9081-nucleotide messenger RNA. It is a transcript of the gene rsf1a, whose product is annotated as remodeling and spacing factor 1a. Bases 55 to 4503 code for a protein of 1482 amino acids. Gene Ontology annotation, cellular component: chromatin; RSF complex. The transcript is spliced from 18 exons. The record is from RefSeq and is a predicted model, not a curated record. Gene Ontology annotation, biological process: negative regulation of DNA-templated transcription. NCBI's taxonomy places the organism in Eukaryota, Metazoa, Chordata, Actinopteri, Perciformes, Gasterosteidae. Gene Ontology annotation, molecular function: histone binding.